AUGUCCCUCCAAGCACAGGCAAGAUCAACCUACCGCGCCCUCCUCCGCGAACUUCCACGCCGCAGCCUCUCAAACCCAACGCCUCUCCACAACCGCAUCCGCGAGCUCUACCGCGACCAGAUUAAAUCGGCGGAUGAAGGAACGCUACAUGCUCAUAUCCAGGAGGCGGAGCAGGUGGUGCAAUAUGCGCGCGCGCAGCGCCAAUAUCUUGCGCUUGUUGAACGAUAUAACCCGGGCAUGACGAUGGAUGAGCAAGAGAAGAUUAGACUUACGGCUAGACGAGUUGGGUUGAAUUUGCCUAUUGAGGUUAAAGAUCGGAAGGAGGAGUGA
Aspergillus pseudotamarii is the source of this 330-nucleotide messenger RNA. RefSeq names its product LYR motif-containing protein. Gene Ontology annotation, cellular component: mitochondrial matrix. The record is from RefSeq and is a predicted model, not a curated record. The coding region runs from base 1 to 330 and encodes 109 amino acids. Gene Ontology annotation, biological process: mitochondrial proton-transporting ATP synthase complex assembly. NCBI's taxonomy places the organism in Eukaryota, Fungi, Ascomycota, Eurotiomycetes, Eurotiales, Aspergillaceae. The transcript has a single exon.